AUGAAGAAACAACCAUUUUGGAUUUCGAAAUGCUGAACUAAAACAACCGAGUUUGUCAAAAGUCUCGAUGUCUUCGGAUCUCCCAUCCAAAUGUUUUAUGAGAAUAAUACGAGAUUUAAAACCAUUGUUGGGGGUAUCUGAAGUCUGAUUAUUGUGGCUAUUUCUGUGCUGUUUUCUGUCCAAUUACUGAAAGUGAUGUUUGAGCGUAGCAAACUCAAUUAUACAUUUCACUCAAUUGUCAGAGACCUGACCAACGAUCAUGAAGAUGAGUUUCCAGGUCGAUUCGGAUUUGAUAUUGCUAUUGGGUUCAGAGGUGACACCACAAGUUUGUUAGACCCAAUUUACCAGCAGCUGUAUGAACUUGAAGUAGUCCAGAAAAUUGUAACAAACAAAGGUGGAGUAAUCACAGAACAGCUGCUUCCUCUGGAGCUCCAGAAAUGAGGUUCAGAUUUUCCGUACAGUAAAGCAAGCUUGGUCGAAGAUUUUAAAAUUAACCAAUAUGUCUGAAUUAAAAAUAAAGACUUUUCAGUUUCAGGCAACAGAUACUCUCAAGUCAGAAAGUCUAUCGGAAUAUCGCUAAGCAAAUGAAACUCAACCAAGACAGCUGACUGCAAGACUGAUUCUGAAAUCAAUGCUGACGCAUUACUCAGAGAACUUGAAGUGCUGAUGAUCGAUAGUUACUUCGACCUUAACAGCAUUUCUAAUCCAGUGCAAACAUACUUAACACAAGAAUAUUUUUACACGGUUCAGGCUAACUUUGUGCACCAAGCAGAAAUAUUCUUGACCAAGAAUGAACUGUCCAGACACGAUGACUACUUUAUGCUCAGUGGCAAGGAAUACAGCACGUUCUAUACCACUAGUGCAGGCAAAACUCAGAGGUUUCAAGAUUCUAGCUCAUCAGAACUUGCAACAUUCGAGGUGUUUCUAGACCCCAGAGUCAACUACUAUAAUAGACAGGUAUUCACAAUUCUUGAAGUGGUGGCUAGCUUUGGAGGAUUUUACAGUUUAUUGAAUCAUAUUGUUGGAGUAUGAAUACUUUUUUACUCAAGAAACAUGAUGUACCACUCGGUAUUGUCAAAAUGAUACACAGUUUAUGAUACAAAAGCCGACAACAGUAUAGGUGAACCUCAAGUCGAGUCGCUUUCUGAUCAUCAGAGAAUCAACUCUGCCGAACAAAUUCUAGAAAAUCAAGAGCAAAGUCCAAGAAUCAGGAAAAAUCUAUAUCCUGAGAACCAAAAAUUUGAUAGCGAAGAAGUCGAAGGAGGGAGCUCACAAGACAACAAUGAAUCUCCUGCAAAUUUGAGAAACGACAUUCCAAAGCAUGAAAAGUUUAGGAUUCUUCACCAGAAGCUCAAGCAAACUAGAAGGUUAGGGUUCAGCUAUAAAGAUUGACUUUACAAUAUAUUUUGGCCUUUCAAGUCCAAAUAAAUUAUGCAAAAAUAAAUACUCGCAAUACCAAAUUUAUUCAGAAGGAUUCAAACAGUACUCGUCUGAAAUGAAUGUAACACGUCUGAUCUCUGCCAUUCAUCAGCAAGAGACGUUGUUCAGAGCUAUUCUCACGACUCAACAGCGUAUUCUCUGUGAUUACAGCAAUUUAAGAAACAUCGAAUGAGCUAAGGAAACAUCUCCUAGCUUCUUAAAAAUUCCUCGGACAAGCUCUCAAGAAUCUUCAGCAAAUUUCAAAGAGUCAGUGAAUAUGUUGAUAAACACAUAUAAGCACAAACCUUUAUCAGAAGUUGACUUAAGUCUGCUAAACCAGGUAGAUCCAUUUUUGUUCAACACCCAAAUAUCCCCUCGAAAAUCAGUUGCUGACUCACACCAAAGAAAACCUGUCUUUAGAAAGAAGCCCAAGAAACCUAAACCUACCAGCCUGCUAAAAAGCUCUCAAAAAUCUUCCCACCACUCUUCAUCCUUCUCACUACACCUGCAGGAUAACUCAUCAGGGAUCCUACCGCACAACAAAACAAUCCUAUCCUCAAUGAAACCUCUGCCUGCUCACGGACAGUUAAGUUCUUUAAAUGGGUAG
This is a messenger RNA of Moneuplotes crassus, 2026 nucleotides long. The record is from the annotation of a GenBank genome assembly. Lineage: Eukaryota; Ciliophora; Spirotrichea; Euplotida; Euplotidae.